Scylla paramamosain (green mud crab) is the source of this 1183-nucleotide messenger RNA. RefSeq names its product anti-lipopolysaccharide factor-like. The coding region runs from base 135 to 527 and encodes 130 amino acids. The transcript has 4 exons. The record is from RefSeq and is a predicted model, not a curated record. NCBI's taxonomy places the organism in Eukaryota, Metazoa, Arthropoda, Malacostraca, Decapoda, Portunidae.
UGUGUAAAAUUUUCCUAGAGUGGAGGUAUAUGAACGGCAGUCAGGUGAUUUCUCCUCACUCCCUCACCGGCCGCAACGGAACACAGGUGAAACAGAUACUCAGGUGACUCCACGGAUAGCUUAUCUUAUAUAGGAUGCACGUGUCCCAGGCAUGUGUGGUGGCUGCGGUGGUGGCGGUGAUGGUGGUGAUCGCCCCUCCCACGCCCACCCAAGCCGCGCCAUUCGGCAUAUCAGACAUUCUAGGAAGCGUCCUUGCACCUGUAGUGAAGGAGGCCAUCAAGACAAGGGAAAUCACGUUGCUGGACAACUACUGCACGAUGACAAGGCGACCCUACAUCAAGAGCCUCGAAGUGCACUACAGGGCGGAAGUGAGCUGCCCAGGCUGGACCACCAUCAAGGGAAGAGGUUCCAAUCACAGAAAUCCCACCAAUUCCGAGAAUGCUGCCCUUCGGGACUUCAUGACGAAGGCGGUGAAGGCAGGAUUGGUCACAAGAGAGGAAGCUGCCCCCUGGCUUGAUAACCGCUAAACCACACUCAGGACACUCUUCACUCUUUUGCUUCUCUGGAAAAUAAGGCAUCUUUAUCUUCCUUACAUGCUUCCUUGGCCCGUAUUCUUAAACGUUUCAGCGAUUUAUCUCGACUGCUUUUAACAAGCUCUAGUGAAACUUAUUGGGAUUUCAGGGGUGUUUUCGUUUCUAGUGACAGUUUAGUAAUGAUUCAACAUCUUUAACAAGCUGUGGUUGGAGUUAUUAUUAUUUUCAGGGAGUUUUCAUGCUUCUAAUGAGAGUCUAACAGGAUUCUACACCUUUAAGAGGGACUCAUUAGGGUUUUCAAAGAUAUUUUCGUGAUUCUAACGAAAGUUAAAUGAGCAUUCUGCACCUCAGACACCUUCAAACUCAAGGGUGUUUCCACGAUUCUAGUAACACUUAUGCAAGAAUUCUGCAUCAUCACUGAAAAAAAUCACCCAUGAGAAUACGAUGAAUCAUCUCUGUGGCCUUUAAGAAAUAGUCCUUAUGGGAAAACAAAACAUUUACGAAUGCGGGUCUCCGUGUCUCAUCUUUGUCCAAACCUGUAUUGUCACCACCACCACCUUCCUCACCUGCACAGUCACCGGUAAUUAUUGGUUGACUGAAUGUGAUAUUAUUUGUUACCUAAAUAUAGAAAAGCAAAUAAAUGUCAAUUG